AUGAGUCUCUUCGGCUCUUCGCAGCCAGCACAGACUGGCGGCCUCUUUUCUUUCAACAAGCCCACCACCGCGCAGUCAACAGCCACUCCGUCAUUAUUUGGCGCGCCACAGCAGACACAGCAGCCACAGCAACAGAGUAGUCUCCCGAGCUUUAGCUUCAGCGCACCCAAGAGCCAGGCGCAACAAUCUGGAGGGCUGUUUGGUACAUCGACCCAACCACAGCCAGUAGGCGGCGCUUUUGGACAAGGUCAACAGCAAGCGCAGGGUCUCUUUGGCACAUCGCAGAACCCUCAACAGACCGGAGGGCUCUUCGGUGCUUCGCAAAAUCAGCAGCAACCUGGUGGCUUGUUCGGCGCUUCAACACAGCCCCAAACAGGAAGCAGCACGUUCGGGCAAGGGUUGCAGCAAGCGCAACAACCAGCGCAGCCUUCCUUUGAUCAAACGUUGCAAUUCGGCCAGUCACGACAGGGACAACCCGGCGCACAAUCACUAUGGGAGGAAGGCCGUGGUAUGAACACCUUCCGGUCAAUACCCGUCCAGAUGAACAUUGUCAAAAAUAAGUGGGAUCCAACAAGCUUGUCAUCCCCAUUGCGGACGUACCUUUACCAACAUGUCGAAAGCGAGACAGACGCAUUGAAAUACCGACCAGGCCCCGGAGAAGACGAGGACAAAUGGGAAGAGGCAGUCUCAAACCGACCCGGGCCAGACUGGGUUCCCUUGCUUGUGCAGGGCUUUUACCAGCUCGGCCGCAAGGCUCAGAUACAAAUGGAAGGCAUUCAGAGAUGCAACAUGAUGCUCCAAGAAAUCAACACCUCCCUCGAAGUGCAACUAGAUAGGCACCGUCAGAACGUGGCCACCCGUCUCGAAGAAUGCAAGAGGAGGCAAGCCGCAGCAGCUCAACGGACACUGGCGCUGGCAGUAAAAGUGCAGAUCCUGCGUAAUCGGGGCUAUGUCAUGGACAAUGCCGAAGAAGAGCUGAAAGCUAAGCUGGAAAAUCUACAACGAGAAGUCUUUGAUCCUAGCUUGAAUGCCCGAGAGCAGGAAAUUUGGGCGAGGAUGCUCGGGAUCCGAGAGCGCGCAAAAAGAUUGAAGAUGGAGAUGGACAAGAUUGCGCCCACGGCUAAUGCCAACGGAGAAGACUCCGGUUUGGACGAGGAGACGAUCAGAGCUGCGAAGAAGACACUAGAAGCGUACGAGAUCCAGUUACGCCACUUGCAGAAGGAACUGGACCUGGUGCAGCAGGAGUUUGAAGAGUGGGAGAAGAUCUCCAAAGACAGAGAAAUUGACCUUCCUCGUCGCAGGUGA
This is a messenger RNA of Cladophialophora yegresii CBS 114405, 1305 nucleotides long. RefSeq lists its product as uncharacterized. Gene Ontology annotation, molecular function: structural constituent of nuclear pore. Lineage: Eukaryota; Fungi; Ascomycota; Eurotiomycetes; Chaetothyriales; Herpotrichiellaceae. Bases 1 to 1305 code for a protein of 434 amino acids. The transcript has 2 exons. Gene Ontology annotation, cellular component: nuclear pore; nuclear pore central transport channel. The record is from RefSeq and is a predicted model, not a curated record. Gene Ontology annotation, biological process: NLS-bearing protein import into nucleus; protein localization to nuclear inner membrane; nuclear pore organization.